CCCAAAAUCGGCAUGUUUUACUGUCAGGAUGUGUCCUAAAAGUGCUAUUUCGUGAGCAGAUGGUUUGAAGAUCGAGUGACAAGGAGCGAAGAGAUGGAAACUGCUACACAGGGAUUCCUGCUGCUUCUGACUUUGAUGGUUUUAAAAGGAAACCCAGUUCACGCAGAAACAGAAAAAAAGGUGACCUGUGCAUGUGAAAAUGCAUGUCACGACAAACGGACAUGUAUAGGAUAUGUCUGCUUCUUCACCCUGUCCGAAGGCCAGGAACGCAGAGGCUGCUUUGAGAAAGCACAAAAGGAGCAAUGUUUUGUCCCACUCAUCCCCGGCAUCUACGCUGAGUGUUGCUACACUGACUACUGCAACGCCAACUUAACAGUACCCAAGGGACCAGUAGAGCCAACUGAAUCCGGAGAUGUGAUUGUGCUGGUGGCCGUGCCUCUGCUGGUGCUGCUUUUGCUGUCCGUCGCGGUGUGUGUCUUUGUGUUGUGGCUACGCUCCAAGCGACAGCACCACCAUCUGCAGGAACAUGACCCCCCCAUGCUCAAAGUGCCCAGUGGAGGAGACCCAACCUAUGGGGAUAUCUUUGAUGAGUUUUGCACAUCAGGUAGUGGGACCGGCCUGCCUUACCUGGUGCAGAGGACCAUGGCUCGGCAGAUCUCCUUAGUGGAGUGUGUCGGUAAGGGCCGUUAUGGAGAGGUGUGGAGAGGCACGUGGAUGGGGGAGAACGUGGCUGUGAAAAUCUUCUCCUCUCGAGAUGAACAGUCCUGGUUCAGAGAGACUGAAAUAUACAACACUGUCCAGUUGAGACAUGAGAACAUUCUGGGAUUCAUUGCCUCAGAUAUGACAUCAAAGAACUCCAGCACGCAGCUCUGGCUGGUGACUCAUUUCCACGACCUAGGCUCUCUCUACGACUACCUACAGUACAACACUUUGGAUCCGGAGGCGUGUUUGUGCAUGUGCCUGUCGAUAGCCAGCGGCCUGGUGCACCUUCACACAGAAAUCCUCACCACUCAGGGCAAGCCGGCCAUCGCCCACCGUGACCUCAAAAGCCGCAACAUACUGGUGAAGAGGAACGGCCAGUGCUGCAUCGCCGAUCUGGGCCUGGCUGUUAUACAUUCUCAGUCCAACGACUACCUGGAUGUAGGGAACAACCCAAGAGUGGGGACCAAACGCUACAUGGCCCCUGAAGUCCUGGACGAGAGUAUCCGUGUGGACAUCUUCGAGUCCUACAAGCAGACUGAUAUCUGGGCUUUGGGACUGGUUUUGUGGGAGAUCACACGCCGAACCUUCGUAAAUGGAAUUGUCGAGGAGUACCGUCUGCCUUUUUUCGAUGUGGUGCCCUCCGACCCCAGUUUUGAAGAGAUGAAGAAAGUGGUGUGUGUGGACCAGUACAGGCCUUGCCUUCACAACCGACUGCACUCGCAUCCGAUUCUGUCUGCUAUAGCUAAAAUCAUGAAGGAGUGCUGGUUCCAGAGUCCCUCAGCUCGCCUCACUGCCCUGCGUGUGCGCAAGACCCUGGCGAAGCUGGACCAAGACCAAGACUGCAGCAUAGACAAACUCAAAUUAGAUGUCUAGAGACCUGCUCUUCUACUUAAUGGACACAAGUUGCAGAACAGGUGCCAGAACCCCUCUUAGUCUCAUGUGCCUUUUAAGAGCAGGAUCUGAUGCGUUGAUUCCUGGUGCUUCAGCCGAGGAAGCCACAGCGCUGAUGGACCGGCUGAACCCAAGCUGCGCUGCGAAUCUCCUCUGGAUUCCGAUAUGACUGUUGAAGGAUUUACUGCCCCCUUUUUUUUUUUUUUUUUUCUUCCCCCAAACACAUUGACUCAGCUGGAAGCGAAAGUCAGCCACGGCUAAACGUACUCGUCGGAGUCGAGAUAUUUGCACGUGUUUUUCUGUCAGUGUUUUUUAUGAAUGUGUUUGUCAGGAUAUGAGCCAUACUGGACUUCCCAAUGGAGGAGUUUCCUGAAAUUCCUUCACGACUCUGUCUCCCUCCUCCUCUUACAUUCUUAAUGUCUUAAACGAGGACACCAUGUACUUUGUUCUGCUAUGUGCAUUUUAUCCGUUCCAAAGUUGUUAUGAAAACUUUCCCAAUUACUGUAUCUUAAGUAUAUAUCCAUUAACGCAUACUGAUAUAAUUACAAAUAUGCAGUAUUCAUUUAAAUGAUAUUUUAUUGCUGAAUAACUAAUAGAGAUGUUUUAAGUGGUAUAAUCCAAAGUUAAACCUUUGUAAAUAUAAAUAUUUUUUAUAUUUUAUAUAUAUA
Clarias gariepinus (North African catfish) is the source of this 2261-nucleotide messenger RNA. It is a transcript of the gene acvrl1, whose product is annotated as activin A receptor like type 1. The coding region runs from base 94 to 1575 and encodes 493 amino acids. The record is from RefSeq and is a predicted model, not a curated record. Gene Ontology annotation, biological process: protein phosphorylation; heart development; transforming growth factor beta receptor signaling pathway. Lineage: Eukaryota; Metazoa; Chordata; Actinopteri; Siluriformes; Clariidae. The transcript has 10 exons. Gene Ontology annotation, molecular function: SMAD binding; ATP binding; transforming growth factor beta receptor activity, type I. Gene Ontology annotation, cellular component: plasma membrane; BMP receptor complex.